AUGUCUGAUAAGGAAAAGACUUCAUUGGAGAUCAGCCUGCGCAACUUAGUUGCUUCUUCUACAAACAACACGGAAAAUUCAUUCAGCGAGCCAACAGCUUACCAUCCCACCCCAAGUACGCAUAAUGGUGGAAAAAAGUCACGUUCGGCAAGUGUUGUUUCAAUUUCAAAAAAGUCUAUUGAACAAGUACGGAAAAGUUUACAGGGUGCUCAUUCAGUUGAGAAUAAUGCAGGAGAUGGGGAUCAGAACUACUCUGUGCAUCACAUCUAUGGUGAUUUGGACAGCGAUGAAAUUGAGCUUCAACGAAUAGCCACUAGGAAAAGUGUCUUGGGUGAAAUUGAACAGAAAAUCGUUGACGAAGUGGACGAUAAUGAGCGGUUGAAUGAAAAGGGGUUGGACGAUGGUGUAAUUGAAGAUCAAGUGCUACCCAUCGCUCAACACGGCGAGGAUCUCACCAAGAUCGAUCCGGAAUUAAUUACGUGGAACGGGAGUGAUGAUCCAGAAGAUCCCAGAAACUGGUCACCUUCGUUAAAGAUUUUUCUUUUGGCGUUUGUGUCAUUGUAUGCUCUAGUUGCACCCAUGUCUUCAAGUAUAUUGUCUCCAGCAAUGAGCGAGAUUAGUGUGUCAUUUGGCAUAACUUCGGAAGUUGUUCAAGCUAUGGUUGUCUCUAUACAAAUCUUGGCGUGGGCAUUUGGGCCAUUGAUCAUUGCUCCAUUAUCUGAGUACGACAAUAUUGGAAGGAAGUUGGUGUUGGAUGUUUCUUGUUGGAUGUCGUUGUUUUUCAAUCUUGGUUGUGCUUUUUCACAAAAUACCGCUCAAAUUAUGGUUUGCCGGUUUAUUGGGGGAUUGUUUGGUUGUGUGCCAUUGAAUGUAUGCGCUGGCGUGAUAUCAGAUUUGUUUGAUGCAAACUCAAGAAAUGCUGCAUUGGCUGGUUAUGCAUUGGUUCCUUUAUUGGGACCCGUAAUUGCGCCGUUGGUUGCUGGGUUUAUUGUUGAUCACAUGCAGUGGAGAUGGUGUUUUUACGUCUUGUGUAUUUUCAAUGGAGCUGUUGCCAUUACUGCUACAUUGUUUUUUAAAGAGACCUAUGCGCCAACUUUAUUGAAACGCAAAGCACAAAAAAUGAGAAAGAGCACCGGCAAUACCAACUUGCACACCAUCUAUGAAAUAACCAACCAAGGAGAGUCGACAUUUGGCAGGUUGUGGUUGUGUGUUGUACGUCCAGUGAACCUUCUUUUCACUCACCCCAUGGUAAUCGGACUCGGUUCAUUCAUGGCAUUCACAUAUGGGUUCAUGUACCUUUUGAUUGUUACGUUCCCACAAAUCUUCGAAAAGCAAUACGGGUUUAGCAAGAGUAUUACUGGAUUGAUGUAUCUCCCCAUGGGUUGUGGGUUUGUUUUAGGAGUAUUGUUUUGGACAUAUAUGGUUGGCAGGGUUUACAAAAAUUUGACAAUUGCCAAUGGUGGGGUACCCAAACCCGAAUUUAGGUUGCCUUGCUUAAUCGCCUGUGCCGGGUUUAUACCAGUGGGAUUAAUCUGGUUUGGUUGGUCAGCACAAAAGGAGUUACAUUGGAUCAUGCCAGGAAUUGGGUCAGCGAUUUUUGCGUUUGGGUUGGUUUGUGUUUUCCAAACCACUCAGAAUUAUCUUAUCGACAUGAAUGUUCGUUUUGCUGCUAGUUCUGUUGCAGCCGCUGCAUUGUUUCGUAGUUUGUUUGGAUUCGCAUUCCCAUUAUUUGCUCGGAAAAUGUAUAGCGCAUUGGGGUAUGGAUGGGGCAAUACAAUGUGUGCGUUUAUUGGGAUCUUGUUAGGAGUUCCAUUCCCCAUCUUUUGUUACUUGUACGGUGAGAAGUUGAGGGAAUCUUUCAAUAAGAAGUUUGAAAUAAAGCAACAAAGGAGAGACCAAAAGAAUUUGGAAAGGUUGAGGAGAAAGAAUGGAGAUGACGGUUGCAUGACGGAAAUUAGUGACACUCUUAUUCCACAGUAUCAAGAAGUAAGCAAUCAAAUCCAUCAGCGAUUGAGAACACUUACACAGCUAUACAAUGAAUUUUUGAAUUUGGAAACCAUUCAGUAUCAAACAAUGUCGUCUGCUUUUAACGAGGAUCUUUUAAAGCACAAGUUUAGGAAGUUGAUUGAACGAAAUGACGAAGAGAGUAGAGAAUUGGUGGGGAAUAUCAACUCAAGUGAGAUGACAGACAAUCAACUUGCCGACACAUUAGAACAGUUUAGGCAAAGCAGAAAGACGUAUCAUUUCAGGAAGGAAAAACUCAAUCGGUGGGAGGAGCAAAGAGUUAGCGGUUAA
Messenger RNA from Lodderomyces theae, 2295 nucleotides. RefSeq lists its product as uncharacterized. Bases 1 to 2295 code for a protein of 764 amino acids. The transcript has 2 exons. Gene Ontology annotation, molecular function: transmembrane transporter activity. The record is from RefSeq and is a predicted model, not a curated record. Gene Ontology annotation, biological process: transmembrane transport. NCBI's taxonomy places the organism in Eukaryota, Fungi, Ascomycota, Pichiomycetes, Serinales, Debaryomycetaceae.